Messenger RNA from Paramuricea clavata, 4180 nucleotides. The record is from the annotation of a GenBank genome assembly. NCBI's taxonomy places the organism in Eukaryota, Metazoa, Cnidaria, Anthozoa, Malacalcyonacea, Plexauridae.
AUGGCUUUGGAUCCAUCUCGCCAACUCAAGCGAAGCUUAAAUGAUGGUUCUUCUACAUCUUCGUCCGAUACAGAUGAAGAAACAGUUGCGACUUUUAACAGUUGCGACUUCGGAGGUUUGUAAAUUCCUUGAAACAUACCUUUUCCAAACGUAAAAUUAGUUAAUAAUAUACAAGACCGAUACAAAUAAUAUCAUGAAUCAAAAGCCGGAAAGGCAAGAUACUGUAAGCAGUGAAUUGUUCUGGCAUCAUAUGCUAGUAUAGUUUGUCUUAUGAGCAUAUAAACUUUCUUCUAGGUGUGUCCGCUGCGUCUUGUGAUAUAGUAAAGACUAAUUCUGACACAAAUAUGCCAGAAAAUUCAGGAGAUGACCAUGUAAGUAUCUUACAUUGAAAAGCUGACUCGACAAUCAGAAGCUAAAAAUUCAUUUGUAAUUUACGAUAAUUUUCUGCAGUACAGUUUGUUUAAUAGUUAAUAUAGAAAAGAAACUGAUGUAAAUCAAUAAGACCAACAAUCAGAUAUAAGUGUGAACUUUCAAAUAUAUACGCUUAUAUUUAUGCCAUCCCAUUAUGGAACCAACUCAUAUUCAUACCUGUUCAAUGCCCCCAACUCAAACCUAAUUGUACAGAAAAUGCUACCCCCGACGAUCUAGAGCUCUGGAAAUCUCAACACCCCCCCUCCUUAUGUACGAAUAUCUUCACGAAAACGUUUGCAAUUGCUCGCCAUCACAACAACCCAAGUAAAUAUAUUAUACUUAUUGUAUUUUUAUGAUUUAUGAUAAAAAUACGCAAAUAUUUAUUGUUUUUUAUCCGCAUAAAUCAUAAAAAUAAAAUAAAUGUAUUAAGUUGGGUUGCUGUGGUGGCAAACAAACGUUUCGUGAAAAUAUUUGACCCCCCCUGUCAUUUUCGCGAAGAUUGCAUGUUACUUUCAAAUUAUUUGUGAAAAUAUAUAAUGUAUUAUAAUAAUAAAGUGUAUUACAUUUAUAGAAAACAAUGAUAACCCUUAUGAAAUCUACAAUAAUUAUACUAAAUUAAGCAUAGUUUUUCAAGCCAUGAUAAUUUUUAGGAAAUAAGAAAAUUGAAUUUCUAGGCAUAUUAGUUAUUUUCUUUUCUUGCAAAAUAUUAUACUCGGACAAAUUUUUCCUUGCAAUAACCACCAGUAAAAGCAAUUCUUCUAAAUACUAUAAGCACUUCAGAACAGCUGUUGCUUUUGAUUUUCGGAGUUAGUAUCAGCUCACUGUCAUGGUCAUUUUACCCUAAAACAGUUGAGAUUACCUGUGCUAAAUGAAACACAUACAAACUCUUGUACAGACCCUAGACUAAGUUUAGUUUCUACACGUAAGGUGGAAUUUUAAACAUUAACGCCAGCGCGAACAUGCGAAGAUGAACAUAUGCAAGUAAUUCUUCUUACUAUUCAUUUUUUUAGGACAGUGACAGUGACAUAAAUUCCAAUUGUGGUCAUGAUGAGGCAAAUGAUGAACUGCUAGAAGACGUCAGUACUGAAUUGUCGGAAGACGAAAGUAGUGAUGAUGAAAUUUGGCCGGAGGUGUCAGAGCAACUACUGGAUCAAGACAUCACUUCGAAGAAACCUCUUCCAGAUCCCGUACCGAAGCGAAGAAAGGUACAGGUCGCUAACUCCAUUCUUCAAUGGUUGUUAUAUUUCAUUCUCAUUUGGCAAGGAGUUUGUCACUUGAGUGACAAUGGGCUUGCAUGGUUAUUGCAUUUCCUACUUCAAUUUCUUAAAGUGUUGAACAUCCAUUUAACCGGUGAGCUUCUGACAGAACUGAUAGCAAUCUUUCCGACAUCGCUGUACAUGAUUCGCCAGUUUCUCGUACUAGAUUGCGAUAAUUUUACCAAGUACGUUGUUUGUCCUAAAUGCACAGCAUGUUAUGAAUACGGUGAAUGUGUUCGUGAGGUGCACGGUCAACACAUUGUGAAAAGAUGCUCAAGAAAAAAUUAUUUACGUGGGAAAAUGAAUAUCUGUAACGGACAGUUGGUAAAAAGGGUUGUUUUGAAAAACAGGGUUGUUAAGUACUAUCCAAUUCAUUAUUACUGUUAUGCAAGUUUGAUAAAUUGUUUGGAAAAUUUACUUCAAAAGCCGGACUUUCCAGAAAGAUGUGAAGAAUGGAGAGAAAGAGGACAUUUGGAAUCCGAACAAAUGACAGAUAUGUUUGAUGGUCAGCUUUGGAAAGACUUUCAAAGAUAUAACGGUAACGACUUUUUUAAUGUUCCCAGAAAUUACGGACUGAUGCUUAACUUCGACUUCUUUCAGCCAAUGAAACACAGGAAAGAUUAUUCGGUUGGCGUACUCUAUUUAGUUUUACUUAAUUUACCUCGCGCUGAACGUUUCAAAUGGGAAAAUGUUAUAGUGGUUGGCAUCAUUCCUGCAAUGGGGAAGGAACUGAAGAAUCUUAAUUCUUUUCUAGAGCCCCUCGUCGAAGAAUUGAAAGCACUGUGGAAAGGAGUUCGAUUAGUAUCAAAUCUGAGCACAAUACCACUUGUAUUUAAAGCAGCAUUGUUGUGCACUUCCUCAGAUAUACCAGCAUCAAGAAAGCUUUGUGGGUUUAAAGGCCAUAGUGCAGAAUUGGGAUGCUCACGCUGUCUCAAAAAGUUUCCAGGUAGUUUUGGUGAAAAGCGAAAUUAUUCAGGAUUUGAUGAAGAAAAUUGGCAAAAGCGUAAGAAUAACCAGCACAGACGUCAGGCAAGCAGAAUAUCGCAAUGUAAGACAAAGAAAGAUGGUGAGAAGUUGUCAAGAAAGUAUGGCAUCAACUACUACAGCGAACUGUUAAAACUAGAGUAUUUUGAUGUCAUAAGGUUCUGUUCUAUAGACCCAAUGCACAAUCUUUUUUUGGGUACCGCAAAACAUAUUUUUAAACACUGGGUAGCAGAGGGAAUUCUGGACAAGAAAGACCUUCAGACACUAGAAAGCAGGAUAGAAGGAUUGGAGGUGCCUGUUGAUAUUGGAAGAUUGCCAAAGGUAAUUUCGUCAAAUUACGGUUCGUACACUGCAGAACAAUGGAAGAAUUGGACGUUGGUAUAUUCCUUGUAUGCAUUGAAAAACGUUAUACCGAGACAGCAUUUUCAAUGCUGGCAGUCAUAUGUACUGGCAUGUCAAUAUUUGUGCAAACCCAUUCUGACCAAUGAUGAUAUCAUACGCUCACAUUUCUUGCUGUUGAAGUUUGGUAGAGAAUGCCAAAAUCUAUAUGGUGAUAACUUUUGUACGCCGAAUAUGCACUUGCACUGCCAUUUGAAAGAUAUUAUUCGAGAUUAUGGACCUAUCCACUCAUUUUGGUGUUUCAGCUUUGAGCGUUACAAUGGCAUACUGGGAAGCUUCACAACGAACAACAGAUCAAUUGAGCUUCAACUUAUGCGAAAACUAACAACACUGCGUUUCCUUGACAAUAUGACACUAGACAAAGAUCUACUGCCGUUCUUUGAAGAUGUCAUGAAUUCAAUGAAAAACAAUGCUAAAAAUGCAUAUUCGGCUUUCACUCUAUCCAAUCUCCUAAAUUUCUUUAAUACCGAUGUGGCACUACUGAAUGCAAUUGACUGGAAAAAUACUUCUGCCAUAAAACUACCUCUUCGUACAAAGAAGGAAGUGUUGAUAAUGACGAUUUGGCUCUUCUUUUUAAAGUAUACACUAUCAUGUUUCCAGAGAAGAAUAUUUUAAUCGAACAGCUCAGCAGAACUAUUUACAAAUAUAGCACUAUUGAAAUUUUUAAUCAGCAAUUUGGUUCAGCAGCAGCUUACAGAAGUAAACGAUCGACAGGGAUUUUGGCAGCAUGGCCAAGAUUAGACGGUGAAAUUGAUCAAACACGCAGCGCAAUGUCGUUUGGAAUGGUUGACUUUUAUUUUUCCCAUUCAUUGAAAUUUGAUGAGGAAUUUGUGAAGUUUUACUUUGCUUGUGUAACGUGGCAUCAAACCGUCGACGACACAAGUUUUAAUCUAAACCCUUUGUGUGUGGCAAGCGUGAAAGAUACACUGCCUGUUAAAUCUUCAAGAUUCCUACCUGUACAACGCAUAUCGAAAAAAUGCGCAAUCGCCAUCGAGGAAAAUCAAGAUAAGAAGAAAAGGUAUAUUCUUUCUUCUCUACUGCGACAUUUUGUUUCUUAGUAAGCCUUCCCAAAGUCGCAAUUAUGCGUCAUUCUUAGGGUACCUUACUUUCACGCGAUACAGUCUAAAUAA